AUGGGCUUGCCAUUAGCAGACCGUACCCUUCCAGAGCGCCGCAAGGCAAUCAUCUGCGAAGAUGUUGGUAAACUGACCAUACAAAAUGACCGCCCAAUGCCUGUACUGGAACAUGACACCGCAAUUGUGAAGGUCCAUGCCGUCGGUCUCAAUCCUCACGACAUCAAGGGGUUAGAUUAUAGCGCAGCUCCAGGAGCCGUACAUGGAGGAGACUUUUGCGGUACCAUCGUUGCAUUGGGAGAGACAGCUGCUGCGGAAGGGCGGUUUGCGGUGGGUGAUCGUGUCGCAGGGCUUGUUCAGGGAGAGAACAAGCUGGCGCCAGAGAAGGGUUCUUUUGCCGAAUACAUCGAGACAACACCGCACACCAUGGUGAAGGUCCCAGACAGCAUGAGCGACGAAGAUGCAGCCACUCUAGGUGUCGGAAUCGCAUCUGCUACCUUUGGCCUCUAUAAGGAGCUAAAAAUCCCAGGGGGUAUGGAGCGACUUGUUAAGGGAGGCGGCGACCUCGACGAGAACGAUCGAGAAUUCGUUUUGGUCGCCGGUGGUAGCACAGCUACAGGAACUCGAGCUUUACAACUGCUUAAAAUUGCUGGGUUCCGCCCAAUCGCAACAAGUUCUCCUGCUAAUUUCGACUUAUGUCUCCGGUAUGGCGCAGAAAAGGUCUUUGAUUAUCGCAGCCUGACGUGUGCAGCCGAUAUUCGCGCGUACACAGGCAAUGAGUUGGAGUACGCUUUUGACUGCAUUGCCCAAGCAGAAACCACACAGCUAUGCUACAGUGCUAUGGGCCGCGCUGGAGGCCGCUACGUGACUCUGGAGCCCUUCCGUGACUCUGUGGUCAAGGGUCGCAGCUUGACUAUUCAGCCGUCUUGGUUCUUGGCGACCCAGAUCUUCGGAGAAGACAUUGCUAUGGAUGGUGUGUAUGGUCGCAAGGCCAAUCUCGAAGAUCGAGCGUUUGGUACCGAGGCAUUUUUAGCAUUCCAGUCUCUUUUGGAUCGUGGCCUUGUUAGUGCCCAUCCCGUAAAGUCAAUGCCCGGCGGUUGGGACGGUGUUAUACGGGGUGUUGUGAGCAUGCGCAGUGCGGCACCCUCUGGCUAUAAGUUGGCCUACAGGGCCAUGUAA
Molecule: messenger RNA, 1119 nt
Organism: Talaromyces atroroseus
Lineage: Eukaryota; Fungi; Ascomycota; Eurotiomycetes; Eurotiales; Trichocomaceae
Exons: 3
Coding region: 1-1119 (372 amino acids)
Molecular function (GO): oxidoreductase activity, acting on NAD(P)H
Source: RefSeq, a predicted model, not a curated record